GCGGACGUGCCCUUGGUGGUCACAAAGUUCAAAUGAAAAUAAAAACAAAUCCUAUCCAAUCCCACAACCAACCAACCAACCAACGGUGGCCCAAACAUCUUCCUUCCCCCGAUUCACACUACUCCAACACCGCCGCCGCUCCCGAUUCACCCUACCUCAGCCUCGCAGCCACCGACGAGGACGACGACCUCCUCCAACCCACCCCGGCCUGUCUCCCAUCGGCGCCGGCAUCGGCGCCCCCACCCUCUCCCCUUCUCGAUCUUGAUCCGGUCAGGCGGCGUGCAGAUCAGCCACUGCCUACACCUCUAUCUAAACCAACCGCCGCUGACUACCCACCGUCGUCCUCGACCUGGCUACUCCUCCACGACCCCACAACCACCUUCUCUUUCGUCUUAUGGUUUUCUUCAUCUCCUUUUGCAUCUGAUGCGUGCAUCCCAUUUGAUUGUGUGUGCAGUUUGGGGGCUAUUGAGGAGAGCCGCUCUCAUCCGAUCCAAGGAAGGAGGAUGCCCACCACCACGAGGCUACUCAACCUCAACACCAUGCAUUGCCAAGGUGACCUAUUUCCCCCCUCCCUCCACUGCUCAUUCCGAUUCAAGGUCCCCUGCCAUACCUCAAGUGGUUGGUUUCCUCACGCGUGCGGGCUAAUCCACUCCGACGACUCCCGCCGGUUGCUUCGAUUCUGCUUCCUCCCCGACAUUACGCGGGUUUUGAGUUGUUCCCCUGAGAUUGCGGGGGUCUUGUUUUUCCCUUGAUGGUGUGAUUGCCGACGCGAGCGCCGGCCUAAAUGGCUUCGUUAGGAAGAAGAUAACUAAGAAGAGAAGAGACAUAGUGGAAAUUUCAGAAAUGUUCAGUCAUUUUCAAUCUUCUCCCUUCACAAUGUUCAGCCAUUUUCAGUACUCUGCACAAUGUUCCGGCCUUGCAAAUGAUUCUAUAUAUGCGCAAAAGGGUAGUAGCUUCUUGGCAUUGUCUUGGCCUAAUCAUUGAUCAUCAAACAAAUGCUGAAAUAGAAAAAAGAGUUUUUCACAUUUUUUGCUGCUGAAUCAUGUCUUGAAGUAUGUGUUUAACAGUUCUGGACGUAGCAUCAUGUGCUAUUGAUGUCAUUCGUCCACAAACAAAAUACUCACCUGUCAUUUUUUCUCUGUGAAUGAAAUACACAUGCAA
This is a messenger RNA of Hordeum vulgare subsp. vulgare (domesticated barley), 1161 nucleotides long. RefSeq lists its product as uncharacterized. The coding region runs from base 33 to 752 and encodes 239 amino acids. The transcript has 2 exons. The record is from RefSeq and is a predicted model, not a curated record. NCBI's taxonomy places the organism in Eukaryota, Viridiplantae, Streptophyta, Magnoliopsida, Poales, Poaceae.